AUCCACCGCGUACCAUGUCGUGGUGCUUUGUUAACUCGGGUCCAUCUCUUAUUUCAAAAAUGUAUUUUCGAGAGCCUUCGAGCAGCGCAUCGAACAACUGAUUUUGGGGCAGCUACUCGACCAUUACAGUACCAUGACCUCCUCGACUGGGAUGACUUCGCGCUUCGAGUAUAGCAAUUCCCAUAUCCCUAUCAUCAAACCUUGCUGUGAUCCGUUCACUCCUUGCGACUUCACAGAAUAUGAAUUCAUGGCGCGCACCUACAUCCAGAGCAAUGAAGCUCUUCUUCUUUCAAAGCACGUUGCUUGUUUGUCGCUCGGUUUCAAGGAUCCACUUGUACGAGACUGGUUCAUGGCCGAUAUGACGCGUCUUUGCUCGUUGACGCUUACUAACUUCCUGUCUGAAUUACGGGCAGCGUUUCUUCCGAGAGACUGGGAUCGGAAGAUGAAGGAUUCCAUCUUGGCGACCUAUCAGGGAGUAGACGAACCCGUCAUCGUAAGGAUAACACGACUUCGUUCUAAGAACACCUUCCUCCGGAAUACGGCCCAUCAUCUCAGCAAUCACGAGCUCCUCGAACAUUUCAAAUCACACCUCAAUAAUCAUCUCUCCUCCAUACACCUACGCGACACUGAUGCUCCGAUGGAGGAUGACCUCAUGCAGUGGAUCCUUUUGAUCAGGUGUCUCGAGGAAACGGGUGAUGAUGCUGAUCGCGAUUCAGAGAGCGACAUAACGACUACCACGGCAGUACCCGCCACGCCAACUGAUCCACGUCUGCACAAACGUGACCCAGAUUUAUCACCAAAACGCGCGACGACCAGUCCUCCUCUUCCUCCCUCGCCCAUCCCUCGCACCAACAACGUGCCCAAAUCAUCGUCCCUGUCCUCACUCCCACCGCCACCCUCAUCCCCCACGCUCCUACUCAGAGUUCACAGUCGUUCAUUACCGGAUCGACCCAAGUUUGAUCCAUAUCCGAGCCUUCCGUCGCUUACGAAUGAACAGAGGCACUUUUUGCGGAGUCGGCAGGGAUGCUUUCGGUGUAGAAGGAUAGGUGUUCGACAUGCAGGAGGAGAAUGUCAUGGGGAGCCUAAUCCAGCGAGUCAUCGUGGUAUCAUGCUCCCGGAUGGUUUAGGCCUCGCGAGGGACGCACCUAGACAACGCCAUUCGGAAGGCGGGUCUCCAACGCUGGCGUACCCGGAUGAUGGUCACGACGAUAGAAGGAGGAAGUACGGGACGGGGUAAUUAGAUCUUUAAUAUUUCUUGUUGAGGAAAACCGGUCACCAUUCCAGUCUCAUUUUCAUCUGAUCCGCAUAUUUUAUUCGGAUAUGGAGAUUUUAACGCAAUCCAUACCAUACCUGCCAAUACUGAAGAUUCGUAUCCUUCUGCGCGGCUCUGGGAUUGGAAGAGCAUUGAUGAUCUAGUUAGUAUUAUUUCCCGUGUUGUUACACAGUAAUAAAGGC
Molecule: messenger RNA, 1455 nt
Organism: Desarmillaria tabescens
Lineage: Eukaryota; Fungi; Basidiomycota; Agaricomycetes; Agaricales; Physalacriaceae
Exons: 1
Coding region: 134-1237 (367 amino acids)
Source: RefSeq, a predicted model, not a curated record